Molecule: messenger RNA, 2009 nt
Organism: Bombina bombina (fire-bellied toad)
Lineage: Eukaryota; Metazoa; Chordata; Amphibia; Anura; Bombinatoridae
Gene: GTPBP1
Product: GTP binding protein 1
Exons: 12
Coding region: 33-2009 (658 amino acids)
Biological process (GO): translational elongation
Molecular function (GO): GTPase activity; GTP binding; translation elongation factor activity
Source: RefSeq, a predicted model, not a curated record
UGAGCUGCAGGAAGGCAGGCGGCGGAGACAAGAUGGCGUCUCCAUCCUCGUCACAGAUGGAGCGGAACCUGUGUGACUCUCCGGUACCGGCUUCUAUGUUCUCCCCGGAACCUGAGGCCGAUGACUCGGACUGUAGUCAGGACGGAGAGCCUCUGAUGAACGGAGAGCCCGACAUAGACCUGACCAGCAAGCACGUGUUGGUGAGCCCCAGUGCGGAGCAGUAUGACAGCCUCUUGCACCAGCUGCGCGACCGGAUGGACGAGGGGCGCGGGGAGACAAUCUAUGUUAUUGGACAAGGAUCUGAUGGCACUGAGUAUGGACUGAACGAGCCAGACAUGGAAGCCUCUGUGGCUACGGUUACCAGCAUGGCGGAGCAGAUUGGUGCAGACAUGAUCCAGCUGCGAGAGCACCAGGAAGCUGGUGGCAAAGUGCGGGACUAUCUUGUGCGCAAGCGCGUCGGAGAUAACGACUUCCUGGAAGUCAGAGUGGCGGUAGUCGGUAAUGUGGACGCUGGAAAGAGCACCCUCCUGGGUGUACUAACACAUGGUGAACUGGACAAUGGGCGUGGUUUUGCACGGCAAAAGCUCUUUCGCCACAAGCACGAGAUUGAAUCGGGUCGUACCAGCAGUGUGGGCAAUGACAUUCUGGGCUUUGACAGCCAUGGGCACGUUGUAAACAAACCAGACAGUCAUGGGGGAAGCCUGGAGUGGACCAAGAUAUGUGAAAAGUCCUCAAAGAUAAUCACCUUUAUCGACCUGGCUGGACACGAGAAGUACCUGAAAACCACAGUGUUUGGAAUGACGGGCCACUUACCCGACUUCUGUAUGCUCAUGGUGGGCAGUAACGCUGGUAUAGUGGGCAUGACAAAGGAACACCUGGGGUUGGCGCUGGCUCUCAAUGUCCCAGUUUUUGUGGUAGUGACAAAGAUAGACAUGUGCCCGGCUAACAUAUUACAAGAGACGCUGAAACUGCUCCAAAGGCUUCUCAAGUCCCCGGGCUGUAGAAAGAUCCCAGUCUUGGUCCAGAACAAGGACGAUGUCAUUGUCACUGCUUCCAACUUCAGUUCUGAGAGGAUGUGUCCCAUCUUCCAGAUCUCAAAUGUAACAGGAGAUAAUCUGGAGCUUCUUAAGAUGUUCCUGAAUCUUCUGUCCCCGCGCAGCAGCUCUCGGGAGGAGGAACCAGCAGAGUUUCAGAUAGAUGACACUUACUCUGUACCGGGUGUGGGUACUGUAGUCUCUGGUACAACCCUGCGAGGGCUGAUAAAGCUAAAUGACUUACUCCUCCUGGGGCCAGAUCCGCUGGGCAGCUUUACUUCCAUUGCAGUCAAAUCCAUUCACCGCAAGCGAAUGCCAGUCAAGGAGGUGCGCGGUGGCCAGACUGCUUCCUUUGCACUGAAGAAGAUUAAACGUUCCUCGAUCAGGAAGGGUAUGGUGAUGGUGUCCCCGCGCCUCAAUCCGCAGGCGUCCUGGGAGUUUGAGGCAGAGAUUCUGGUGCUGCAUCAUCCGACAACUAUCAGCCCUAGAUACCAGGCCAUGGUGCACUGCGGCAGCAUCCGGCAGACUGCCACCAUUCUGAGCAUGAGCAAAGACUGUCUGCGCACUGGGGACAAGGCCACUGUUCACUUUCGUUUCAUCAAAACACCAGAGUACCUGCACAUUGACCAGAGGCUGGUCUUCCGAGAGGGUCGCACUAAAGCUGUGGGAACCAUCACUAAGUUGUUACAAAGCACAAACAACUUGCCCAUGAACUCCAAGCCGCAGCAAGUAAAGAUGCAGUCAACAAAAAAAGGCCCACUUACCAAGAAGGAUGAGCAUAGUGCAACACCAAUGGAUGAUGCUUCACCCACAGCGGCUGCAGGAGUAACACCAGGGACAAGCAUUUUGCAACCACAGGUUUUGCUUUUUGUAUCCCCACCUGCAAUGAAAAUUUCUGUACAUAGUGCUGUUUACAAAAAACCACCUAGACGUGAAGGUUUAGAUAAAAAUUGCACUUCCAAUGAUAAUUUGUGA